UGCCGUAUUGACUUGCGACUCUAAUGAUUGACAAAGCUCAACCAUGUAUUUUCACUUUCUUCGAGUAGACGACUGUGACCACCUGUAAGAAAUUGCAGACGUCGUAAGCAAGAUGGACUAUCGGUACGUGGACCAACAGGGGUCACAACGAACUGCCUCCCACGAAGACCAGCAGAGCGGUUUGCCGCAUCAUCAGCAACAUUUACAACAUCUGCCACAUUUCAGUCACCAGCACUCCCUGCAACCGCCGCCACAUCAACACAUGCACCAUGUAUCACAACCUGUGUUUGUUGCUGCUGCUCCGCAUAGUAGCAGGGAAGCUUACAACAGUCGGAGACAGAGUGGUCAAGAUCUGCAAUCCAUAUUAGAAGUGGCUGGUCUUGUGCCGGUACGUCCGCCUUCCCACCACCCUCAGCAUCCGCACCAGACCGACCAGCAGCGUCAGCCGUCGGACACCAGACCUAUGCAACUCCUUUCUGAUGGGGGACAACUCCCGAGGGACUACAGCAACGUUCCGCCGUCCCUCCAGCAACACCAGCAGCCUCAAGAAGACUACCAGAGGGACUUUGGAUCACACCUCCCCCAGACAUCCGCCAUCAACUUGCGUCAAGACUCCGGUCUGGUCGAUCUCUCCGACCGACCUCAACGGACCAACCAAGAAUCUCAGGAGAAUAACAACGAUAGCGAUCUUGAACCGCCUAGUAUUCUGAGAGAGAAGCAACACCCGGGGCCCCUACCGCCGGCUUCAUCACCACCUAAACUACCUCAAGGACUUGUGUACUGUUUUUCUGAGAAUGAUAAGAAGAAGGUGAUAGGAGUGAAGGCCGAGAAGACGGUUGAGAAUAGAACAGAGUUUGGUGUAUUCCUUGGAGCUCUGGUGGAUGAAGCAUCUGGAUGUGUUGAGGAAUCAUCUUGGGAAUUGUGCCUCCUUGGCAAGAUUCUCUAUUACGUGGAUGGCAAGUAUAAACGUAAUGAGAACUGGAUGUUACAUGUACAAUGCGCUAGGAACGCAAAGGAACAGAACAUAGAGGCCGUACAACGCUACGGGUAUAUUCAUUUUCAAUCGACCAAGAUGAUCGAACCUGGGUCUGAAUUACGAGUCUACUACAGCGACGACUACGCCAAACACGCAGGCUUCAAGAUCAAAUUAAAUGACCUCACCUAUAAGGAAGAGACGGAUAACUUCCAAUGCAAGGAAUGUCAGUGUUUCUACAAAUCUGCUAAGCGCAUGAUGCGACACAUCAAACUGGCUCAUGACUCUGAGCAUACGGGUGAAAUACGACCUUUGUUUACUUGGGAAGUCAAGAAGAAGCUCACCGAAAUCAGACAACCAUCCUCGACUCAUCCGGUCAGAAACGCCGACAACCGUUUUAUAUGCGUGACGUGCGGCAAAGACUUUCCAACCAGAGGACGGCUGGCGGCCCACGAGACUUUCCAUGAUUUCGCUGGUGGGAUGUACGUCUGCGACCACUGCGGGGAAGCGUGCGAGAAUGCCGAGAUACUGACAAAGCAUAUUUUAAAGCAUCAAGGCCGACCAUUUAGAUGUGAGAUAUGUAGUAAGAUAUUCACCUCAAAGACCAGCCUACAUCAGCAUGAACGUGAGGUACACGGCUGGCGAUGCACCAAGUUCUCGUGUCAGACUUGUAAACAGGAAUAUGAGGAUUUAGCAGAAUUCAAGAAACACCAGUGUAACGAUUCUGGCAAAACAGUACAGAAAGAAGAUGGAAUAAAAAAUGAUAAAUCAACAGCUUCCGCGAAAGCAACAGAUGAAGGUGGAAAGGGUAAGGUUUCCGACAAGCAAGCGGAAGUCUCGUCGGCGUUUCCCGUUGAUAUGCUCGGAAAGCGGUUCUCGUACUUUGACCGCCCGCGGCCGUACAAGUGCCGUCACUGCGGCAUGAAGUUCCGACAGUACAACCAGCGGAAAUACCACGAGCAGGAAGCGCAUGAAGGUAAGGGUACAUACCAGUGUCCACAGUGCUCACAGAGAUUUGCUACCAGAUGUAACCUUGAUACCCAUCUUAAGAAACAUAAUCCCAUCAGACCGUUCCAGUGCCAGCUUUGCGACCGAUCCUUCGCGUCCGCGAAUGCUCUAUCCAACCAUCAAGGGGAACAUACGGGGGCAAAACCUUACAAGUGUACCGUGUGCGAUCGAGGAUUCAGAACGCAGAAACUCAUGGGAAAGCAUCGGACACGUAUGCACGGCAAACGCGAAAAGCGCUUCGCCUGCUCCUUCUGCGACAAGCGCUUCAUGGAGCGAUCGAGCUGGCGGAACCACGAGAGGCGUCAUAAAGGUAUCCGACCCCACGUGUGUUUGGUGUGCGGGAAGGGAUUCUCCAGCAAGGACUCUAUGGUGGUGCAUCAACGUAUUCAUACGGGAGAAAUGCCAUUUCAAUGCGAUAAAUGUGGAAAAUCAUUUAGGAACAACCACAAUCUUACAGCUCAUCUUCUACAUCACACUGCAGAAGGUCACCCAGAUAACAUCUAGGAAUGUACUACACUGAAGGCUGAAAAACAAGGUCUUCACUACAAACAGUGGCUGGACAUGGUGGCUCAGUGGUAGAUUGUCUGCCUCCUGACAUCAUGGGUUCAAUCCCCAGCCGAGUCAUACAAAAACUAAGACAUAAAUGGGACCUUCUUGUCAGGUGCUUGACGUAUUUGAAACACUACGGCCCGAAUUCACAAAGGUGGUUUUGAAAAUCCACAGCUGAAUCUAUGGUGUAGGCAGAUUUCCUGUAUAAAAAAUUCCAAUGCUGGUGCGCCCUUUUGUCACAGUGCGCCAACUUGACGCCUGUUACCAUGGUUAGAUACGCUAUUUUAUUCAUGAGUCCACUGUUUGAAGAGUGGACUCAUUAAUUCAAACAGUGGACUCAUGAAUAACAUAGCUUGGAUAACCACGGUAACAGGCGUCAAUUUGGCACACUGGGACAAUUGCGGGCAUCAACAUUGGACAUUUUUAAUAUACGUGGUAAUUUAAGUGUAAUUUUUACAGGAAAUCUGCAUAAACCAUGGACUCAACCGUGAGUUUUCAAAACCACCUUUGUGAAUUUGGGCCAAUGUAUUAUAAUAAUGUUAUAACACAUUCAUAAAAGCUGAAGUGGCUACCUUGAGUAAAUAAGAAUUAUUAUUAUUUGGGAUUAUGUCUACAAAUGAAUUGCACUAAAGGUUGAAAAACAGAAGGUCUUAAUACAAGAACAUUGAUUUUAUCUAGGAAUGUUGUACUGGAGGUUGAAAAACAGAAGGUCUUUCUGACAAAACAGUGAUUUUUAUCUGGAAAUGUAUUCUGCUGUCUGAUGACGAAAGGAAGUAUCUCUGUAUGGAAUGAGUUUCAAAGUAAAUGAGGAAAAUGUGUCAUUCUCUUACAUGGAAAUAUAUAGAGUUAAUACUUGCUUUUGAAACAUUUACACUAUACGUUUCAAAAUUUGGGGGCUGUGUGACUCCAAUUCCUAUGUAAUCAUUUAGAUUAUACAGAAUUCACCCCAAAUCAAGAAAAAAGUCAAUUUUGAAGAAAAAUAUCAAUUUAAUUCCUUUUGUCGUCCUUUUGCAGUAUUGUGCUUAAGAUUGAAAAACAGAGAUUAUGAGAAAAGGGGUGUUUUAUACUUUUCUACCCAACAAGGAUUGAGUUGAGGUCGGCCUUGAGGCCAUAUUUUGCCGGCCUUGGUAAUGGCUCUCAGAGCAGAUUUUAUCCAGUGGCCUGGUGACUUGACUUUAAACUCUCGUCUUCAACUCUAUCCCUGUCCAUCAAGCCAAAAUAUUGUGAUUAGCUUUAUAGGCAAUAUGAAGUUGAAUUGAGUUUAGGCCUCAGUUUUCAGAAUCACUAGGUGGUACCAUUUCUUAACCAAUAUCUCUAAAAUGCCCCCAAAUGUGAAUUACUCCCUUGUGUUUCUCACACCUUUCAACAUCUGAGAGUUUGUCACUUCAAUCAUUGCCACAGAUUGUCCUGUAUGUUUUGUGGUAGAAAAUGCAGUAAACAGUUUGAUAUUGGACAAGAUCAAAACCUGUCCUGUUGGUGCAAGAACGCCCUUAGCAAAACAUUUUUGUGCACCCUAUCAGUACAGAAAUGCCCUUAUGCGUGCUGCCAAGGGAGUUUUGUACCCAUGGGAUGGGCAAAAGCGUGGUUUAUAGACGUUCUUGCACCGACAUGACAAAUGCAUCUUUUAUUCUGUAGAGGGUCAAAAUGUGAGGUAUGUCUUUCUAUUUGUCAAACCUUUGUGACAUCUGGCAGGUUGUCUCUAUAAUCCUUGCCGCUGUCCUGUGUGUGUGUUCUGGGCUCUGUAACACAAAGGUUUGCAAUCGCUAAAUACCAAUGACCUAUCAAGAUCAUCGUUGCAUGCGCACUCUGUUUAAAAUACUGACCUGGGGGUCGUUUUCAUAAAGCUGUUCGUAUUAAAGAUAAGAGCGACUUUAAGAACCACUGGUGAACCUUUCUUAUGCGCUAAACCCUUGCCAAUGAAUAUUCCAUUUACCACAAGAAAGAAUCACCAGUCGUUCUUAAAGUCGCUCUUAACUUACGAACAGCUUUAUGAAACACCCACCUGGGUCCCGUAACACAAAAGUUAGCGAUUGAUCGUACGCUUGAUCUUCACGAUUGAUUGUACAUUGUAGUCAAUGGAAUCAAUCGUAGAAAGAUGUUACGGGCCCCUGGUGAGUGUUUCAUAAAGCUGUUUGUAAGAUACGAAUGACUUUGUGAUCCUUCGUUGUGCUAUGUCGUAUCCCUACAUGUACGUAAUUGAGUUAUGACCUGAAAACAUGUUCCAGUCGUUUGAACUUUACGAACAGCUUUAUGAAACACCCACCGGGAACCAAUCAGUGUGGUUCUUUCAUGUUUGCAAUUCAUCGCUAACCUUUUGCUUUAUACCCCCGUCACACUUAUUCGGAAUCAGCGGGAAUCGAUCAGAAGCAGCCGGAAUGAAGAACUUUCAAAAUUCGUGCCACAUACGGGAGGGAAUUUGAAAUUUUCACUACUUUUGCAAAAAUGUCGUUCGAAUACUUAAAACGUCCUUUGAUCCCGCCUCGAAUGAUUCUUGCACAUUCCGGGUGUAUUGACUGUCGAAUGCAGCUCGAAUACAGUCAGAACACAGGAAGAAUAUUAAGAAUGCUGUUAGAAUGCAGCAAGAAUAUUUAGAAUGCAGUCAGAGAGCAGUCAGAAUGCACUUCGAAUGUCGUUCGAUAUUUCUCCACUUUGAAUGCACUUCGAAAGUUUUGAACAUUUUCAUUCUGACGGCAUUCCGGCUCAUUCCGCCUCUAGUGUGACGGGGGUUUUACGGAACCCGGGUGUGUGUCAUGAUAGGGGAAAAUGCAGUAAACUACUUUAUAUUGGUCACAACUCUCUAUUAUUUUGUAGAGGGUCAUUUUAAGUACAUGAAUUCAUGAGGAAGGAACAAUGUGUGUAUAGAUUACAAACAACUUCAAUCCAACAUCUCAUUUGUUAACAUUAGCAGCAAAGGUUUGGUGUUUCCAUGAUGAAACCUACAUGUACUCAUGUGUAUGUAAGGAAUAUGGUUGAGAAUCCUUUCAUUAUUUGUAGACCCCCCCCCCUUUUUUUUGCAUUUCUCUGAAAUAACUAAGUAUUCAUUUAAUCAACUCUGUAUUAUUUAUGCAAUGCAAUAAUGUAAUAAACCUUUUGUAUGUCUGA
This is a messenger RNA of Lytechinus pictus (painted urchin), 5632 nucleotides long. RefSeq names its product zinc finger protein 93-like. NCBI's taxonomy places the organism in Eukaryota, Metazoa, Echinodermata, Echinoidea, Temnopleuroida, Toxopneustidae. Gene Ontology annotation, biological process: regulation of transcription by RNA polymerase II. The record is from RefSeq and is a predicted model, not a curated record. Gene Ontology annotation, molecular function: chromatin insulator sequence binding; protein binding. The transcript has 6 exons. The coding region runs from base 113 to 2485 and encodes 790 amino acids. Gene Ontology annotation, cellular component: chromosome.